Molecule: messenger RNA, 3369 nt
Organism: Apis florea (little honeybee)
Lineage: Eukaryota; Metazoa; Arthropoda; Insecta; Hymenoptera; Apidae
Product: GTPase-activating Rap/Ran-GAP domain-like protein 3
Biological process (GO): regulation of small GTPase mediated signal transduction
Molecular function (GO): GTPase activator activity
Source: RefSeq, a predicted model, not a curated record
AUGUUAUGCUUGGACAUGAAGCUUGUCUCUCGUUUGCGAGGAGUCUCGUUGACGAGUAACUCGUCCACAAACGUGUCACCGGUCUCCUCUUUGGCGACCUCGACCUCAUCGACGGGUGUCGGUAUAGAGAAAUGCAAACGAAGCAAAGGAAGAAGAAAGAGCACUGGUGGUGGAAACGGGAGCUCGGUAACGGAAAGCGAUAGCGAGGAAGAAACAUUGCCGGCUGCGCAUGAGAUGAUGCGCAGAAACAGGUCGAGAUCGGUUUGUGUGUCUGCCUUGUCUUCCGCACAAUCGAGAUUCCUUCAUCGGCGGGCCAGUCAUCAUGUGUCUACCACGGACGCUAUUUCCAGGCGAGGUGUUCUCUCCAGACGAUAUUACGGCAGCGUCGAAAUGCUGCCGCAAAUCGAGCAAGACGGGUCUGACAAUGGGAGAAGAUUUCGAGUAGAGAAUGGCGAUUCCCUUGGCGAGAAGGAGGAAAUGUUCGGAUCACCGAGUACGCCAAUAUUGGAAAAUCCUGAAUAUCAGACUCGUUGGUACUUCAAGUACUUUCUCGGAAAACUGCAUCAAAAUUACGUUGCUGCGGAUCAAGAGAGGAAUCCUCUGUUUCUCUCAGUUGUGACAAGUGAAGUCAGUGAUCAAAGCGUACCACAUUACAGAGUGAUUUUAUGGCGGAAAACCGGCGCGCAGAAGAUAUCGCUGCCGUAUUCUGCAAACAAAACAAUGACAAUCAGACAGAUCCUGAGUAAUUUCUUUGGACUGGAGAAGCUCGACAAGGCACCACGUGAAAUAUUUUCUCCAGAAAUUCAAAAGGAUCUGCUCUUAUUGGAAGAACAAGAAGGCUCUGUCAACUUCAAAUUCGGCGUGAUAUAUGCGAAAAAAGGGCAAACAACCGAUGAUGAGAUGUUGUCUAAUGAAAAGGGUAGUCCAGGCUUCGACAAAUUUCUCGAGAUUCUGGGCGAGAGAAUACGACUAAAGAAUUGGGACAAAUAUCGUGGUGGUUUAGACAUAAAAGGUGAUAUGACCGGAAAAGAAAGUUAUUAUACGGUAUAUGCAGGACACGAAGUCAUGUAUCACGUGAGUACAAUGCUUCCUUAUUCAAAGGACAAUCCACAACAGCUGGAAAGAAAGCGACAUAUCGGUAACGAUAUUGUUAACAUCGUUUACACGGACGAUCUUGACGCCAUAGACAGUUUCAACCCGAAUUGCAUUAGAAGUCAAUUUACUCAUGUAUUUGCGGUGGUGUCUGCCGAAGAAAAUGACAAAGGAUGGCGAGUGGCAAUUUACUGCGACGAAAAUGUUCCUCUAUUCGGGCCAAGCCUUCCUUGUCCACCCGUCUUUGAGGAUCCAUAUACUCUGCGAGAAUUUCUUCUCGUGAAAUUAAUAAAUGGCGAAAAGGCUACGUUCAACACGCCAACAUUUGCCCAAAAAAGAGAAAGAACAUUAGAUGCCCUUCUUCGAGAUAUGUAUCAAGAACAUUCGCAGGAAAGUAAGAGCAACAAAGGAAAAUCGAUCGAAUUUUCACAGAGUAUGUUAAACCGACGAGCAUUGUCGGAUGUCGUGGAGGCUCCAGGUCGACGUCGCGAGGAGACACGUGCUGUGGAGAUGGUGCGCGUUGGCCAAGCUCUGAAGUUGGAAGCAAUCGUGAGAGGUUUGGCGCCAACUUCUUUGGCCACGGCUGGCCCGUUGAAGCCAAGACCCUGGGAACCGAGGUGCAUCUAUCCUGACUUCCCCCACGAGGUUGUCUGCGGAGAUGUUUGGCUGGAUAACAAAUUGAUCCUUGCUAGCGAGAAUGGAACUUUUUUAAUCGAAGAUAGCUUGUCUCAUAGACUAAUCUUUGACGAAUCCGUGCAAAUAAAACAACUGGAUGUAAUCGAGCAACAUGGAAUAUUAUUGUUCCGUGCCGGCGACAAAGGCAAAGAAAGCAACAUCUACGUUUUCCGUCUAAAAGAAUUCGAGAACAAUACGGCGAAUAGAUCGGCCGAGGUGUUGAACGAUCGUGAGGAUGACCAAGAAUACGAAAACAAUGGCGACGAGAAUGACGCGGACGAUGAUGCUGAUGAAAGCGAAGAGAAUGAUUACGACAAUUUCACGCGGGCUACCGCGAAAUAACCGGUAAUUCGUCGAACUCAUGCUCGUGUACGCCCUUUGGCUGUUCGAGGACGAGCCCAUAUAAAAGAAAGGAGAUUACCUAGAGCUCGGGGCUGUCAUUUAUAUGCCAUUACAAUGCCUGGUGGUUCUCAUUUGCGCAUGUGUGCGGUAGUAGGACGACGUUUAACAGUUCUUCAGUGGAAACAUAACGCUGCAUGGACCGCGUGGUGUUCUGCCGCAGACACAGACACUGUCGAGGGUUUUUUGCAUUUAAAAGACUUCAACGCUAGUGAAACCCCAUCGUUAGUAACGAUAAUUGAAAAUACAGAUUCGAGCAAUGAAUGGACACUUUGCUGCGGUAUUCGACAUCAUUUUGAGCUAAUCUCAGCCUCUGGAAGCACAAGGAUUCUUCAUAUUGAAGGAAUGCCGAAACCGCAUCUAGUAGCAGCAUUGGAUCUUUGUGAAGAUGAGGAACCUGAAUUACUACUUUGUUACAACAAUACGUGUCAUUUUCAAAAGCUCCUGGAAGAAAAUACCGCACCAACGGAAUUCGAUUUUAAUUGGAAUUCCGUACCGGCAGCAAUAGCUUGUGCCUUUCCCUACGUGAUCGCCUUUACCAAUGAUACCAUGGAAAUACGAUUGAUAAUCAAUGGAAAUUUGGUACAUACAAUCGCUAUGCCAAAUUUAAAUCUAAUCACCUCGAAGCAAGAUAUCUUCUUCGCUACAACAGCGCCGGAGUUUUUGCCAGGAAAAUGCGAAAGAAUCCGACUGGAUUCAAAGCCCCCAGACAAGGAGGAAUCGGUUUCCAGUCCUCCUCCUUUCGCACAAUCUUCGUCGUCUCGAUCUAAUCUACAAAAUAAUCAGAGCGACUGGAAACCAAUAAGAAUCUAUCAAAUACCAUUGCAAACAUUAUCGAGAAGUACUUUAUCGACUUGCUCGCAACGACGAUGUCCCAGUCCAGGAGAAUCGGAAAUCAUCUCUUCUGCACCACCAACCACUGAUAAAAGUUUUCUCAGUGUUGAACCUCACAGAGCAUUGAGCAGAUCAUGUAGCAGCAGUCCAACACCAACGCCGACAACUUUAAUUCCUCCACGGUUCAGAAAAUAGAUUAAAUCGCGAUCGAGAAGUUUCUUUUAGUGAUGUUUUAAAAGAUCGCAGCUGUACCUGACGCUCGUGCCUCGGUAGGAUUGACAAUGGAUAAUGCACAAUUCUAUGCAUUUAAAAAAAUGUAGCUAGAACUUACUGCCGUUGCAAAGAGCAAUCGAGACAAGUUUGCUAUAA